AGAGGAGAGGCGGGAGGAGGGGGAAUUACUGGAUCAUUUCCACAGUGUGCUAAAGUUCACUUGGCGAGGCGGGACAAAAGGAAAAAGAAGCUCCUUGGACGACGACGACGACGACGACAACCGAGUGGCGAUGUUGACGGACGAGCGUCAUUACGCACGGGAGGACUUCCAAGAAGACGACGCGUUCAAAAGGACAGAAGUAGAACGAGUCAAACUGCAUCGUUAUCGACUUGUGUAGUGGACAACAGUGACUGGCACGACAACAAGCCAAAGAAAUGCGCGUGAUGGCGGUGAGGAAAGCGGAAGUCCGUCGGCGCAUCGUGUCCAAAGACGGCCACAACAACGUGCGCAUCAACAACGUGGAGGGCAUGGUCAAGCUGUACCUGCACGACAUCUGGACCACGGUGGUGGACAUGAAGUGGCGCUACAAGCUCACCCUGUUCGCCUCCACCUUCAUCAUGACGUGGUUCAUCUUCGGCGUGUUCUUCUACUUGAUCAGCAUGGGCAACGGCGACUUUGAGGCCACCCUCAGCUCCAACCACACUCCCUGCCUGGAGAACGUCAAGACCUUCACGGGGGCCUUCCUCUUCUCUCUGGAGUCGCAGACCACCAUCGGUUACGGCUUCCGCUACAUCACCGAGGACUGCCCGCUGGCCAUCUUCACGUUGGUGGCCCAGCUGGUCAUCACCGGGCUGGCCGAGAUCUUCGUCACGGGGGCCUUCCUGGCCAAGUUGGCGCGUCCCAAGAAGCGAGCCGAGACCAUCAAGUUCAGCCGCUGCGCGGUGGUGUGCCGCCGGCAGGGGCAACUCUGCCUCAUGAUUCAGGUCGCCAACAUGCGCAAGAGUCCGCUCAUCCAGUGCCAGCUCACCGGCAAGCUCUUCCACGCCAACGUCACCCAAGAGGGCGAGAAGACCCAAGUCCACCAGACUUCGGUGAACUUCUUCGUGGACUCCAGCAGCGAGUGCCCGUUCCUCAUCCUCCCGCUCACUUUCUACCACAUCCUGGAUGAGCGCAGCCCCUUGGCCGGGCUCAGCGCCGAAAAUCUGCACAGCCGCGAGAUGGAGCUGCUGGUGACGCUCAACGCCACCAUGGAGUCCACGGCGGCGACGACUCAAAGCAGGACGUCCUACGUGCCGGGCGAGAUCCUCUGGGGCUACGAGUUCAAGCCGGUGAUUUUCGCCACGGCCGGCGGGAGAUACGUGGCAGACUUCAACUUCUUUGACAAGGUUCAGGUCAGCAGCGACGCCGCGUUCCUCAACAACGCGGAAAAGCUGAAGCUGGAGGAGAACUACAAGAAGGAGUAGCUGGCUGCGUUUAUUCGGGUCUGCUGGAAGCGGGGAAAUGUUACGCUCGGGUUUGGGACUCUUGCUGCAGGCUGAGGACUCCUCAUCCAAAGUCCAAUAAAUAAAUGUUUUGAAAAUGUCUACUUUUAUGAAAACGAACAUCCAAGCCAUAUCAUUCAACAAA
Molecule: messenger RNA, 1467 nt
Organism: Hippocampus comes (tiger tail seahorse)
Lineage: Eukaryota; Metazoa; Chordata; Actinopteri; Syngnathiformes; Syngnathidae
Gene: kcnj15
Product: potassium inwardly rectifying channel subfamily J member 15
Exons: 4
Coding region: 276-1304 (342 amino acids)
Biological process (GO): potassium ion import across plasma membrane; regulation of monoatomic ion transmembrane transport
Cellular component (GO): plasma membrane
Molecular function (GO): inward rectifier potassium channel activity
Source: RefSeq, a predicted model, not a curated record